AUGGCUACGUUGCAAGAGCACGAAGCACUUCCGAGCAGGCGAUCUGCAGGUGCAUUCCCUCUGAGAGGCUACGGGCGACAGGAGCUGUUCAUCGCCGACCGUGCUGGCCCAGUGUCUGCAGGGGUCGUCUCCCGGAAUCUGGAGGAGGUCUUUACCACCACUGGCACUGCAGAGGAGGCCCGAAGGGGUGCUGAGCAGCUUGCAGAAGCAGCGCGGCGGACUUCAGACGAACGGCUGCGAGUCCUUGCGCUCUGCAAGCGUGCGGAAGCUGGUGUCCUAGAGCCCGAGCUUCGACCAGAAAUUGCGGACGAGGCUCUUUCUGCUGUACGAGAGGCGCGGUCACUCUGCGACGAACUCGGCGACUUCGAGGAGGGCGAGGCUGCAGCUACUUGGCAGACUGAGAGCAGCAUCGUGGUGAAGCUCAUAGUUCGCUUCGUUGCUGAGGUCAGCUAUGCCAGCGCACGCUGCCAGGUCCGAUUCGCACCUGGCGACGAAGAAGCGCAGGCCUGGGAGAAGAGAGAGAGAGAUCGGGCCCUUGAUGAGGGCAGUGAUGCCGCAGCACUCUGCCGUGUCCUUGGCUGUCGCAAGGGCGAGGCUGCUUCAUUGUCCACGGUGGGCGAUGCCUACCAUGUCAUGAAGGAUGCCACCAAAGCCGUGGACUACCACAAACAAGCCUUGGCUGUCUUCAAGGACAUGGGCGACAAGAGCUGCGUGGCGUUUGCUUACACAAAAAUCUCCGAGGACUAUCGCGAGCUCAAGUUGGAUGCGAAGAAAGCCAGCAACAACAUGAAGCAGGCGAUUGUCCUCUUUCAGGAGCUUCAGAAUGCGCAGGAGGAAGGGCAGUGCUGGCAUCACUUAGCGCGGAUUCAUGCCAUGGCUGGAGAAGCAGAGUCGGUCAUCGAGUGCAUCACGAAUGCCCGGACGCUCUUCCAGGCUGUCAAGGACCAUGCAUCAGAGACCAGGGCAAUGGAGACCCUGGUGCAAAUGCUUCUGGACAAUGACCGCUACGAGGAAGCCAUCAAGCUUGGCAAGGAAAUCGUGACAGUGAACCACGCUGCUGGCGACAAGGAGGGUGAGGCGCGCAGCCUGACCAAGCUCGCAGAGCACCUGCUCCGCAACUACGAUUGGGCAAAUGCGGAGAAAGUUGCGUCCGUUGCAAAUUUGCUGUUCAAGAGCUUGCGAGAGAAGGAGGGCAUCGAUGUCACGCAGAGGAUGAAGGACAUCGCUGAGCACCAGGGCAAGGCAGGCCGGCUGGAGGCAUCGUUGGCGCAGCAGCAGGACUUCCUCCACUUGCCUCAGCCGCUGAUGAUCGACCCCGGCAGGAAAAAGCGGAUGCAGGAGGCCUACAAUGCUUUCGCCAAAGCUGCGUGA
Messenger RNA from Symbiodinium pilosum, 1371 nucleotides. The record is from the annotation of a GenBank genome assembly. NCBI's taxonomy places the organism in Eukaryota, Dinophyceae, Suessiales, Symbiodiniaceae.